Messenger RNA from Coniosporium apollinis CBS 100218, 2433 nucleotides. Its product is annotated as thimet oligopeptidase. The coding region runs from base 1 to 2433 and encodes 810 amino acids. Lineage: Eukaryota; Fungi; Ascomycota; Dothideomycetes. Gene Ontology annotation, cellular component: mitochondrial intermembrane space. The transcript has 4 exons. Gene Ontology annotation, biological process: peptide metabolic process; proteolysis. The record is from RefSeq and is a predicted model, not a curated record. Gene Ontology annotation, molecular function: metalloendopeptidase activity.
AUGACGGUCUCUACUCUCGUCCUGCGGAUCCGCAGCUCCUUCCAAUACCCACCUACUCUACACCCAUCCCCCAUCUCAUCCUCCUCCAUCCUGGCGUCCCCACGACUCCUCAAGCUCGCCUUCACCGCCGCCUUCCUCUUCGUCUCCAUCACCCUCAUCCUGGCGUCCGGCCGCAUCAGCACCCGCCUGACGUCGCUGGUCGGCCAUCUCACGCCCUCAAAGCUUUCCUCAGCUACGUUUACUUCGGUGCGCCCGCUCACGACCGCGACGAUGGCGCCCGCGAGGUACCGGAACCCGCCGCAGGCGCCGCCCAAGUUCACCGCGACGCCGGGCUCGCUGAUUGAGGACACGAAAAAGCUGAUCGAGCGGUCACGAAACGUCCAAGAUGCGGUUGCGAACCUCACCAAAGACUCCGCCUCCUUCGACAACGUGCUCCUCCCCAUGGCCCACGACGAUAACGAAAUGGGCAUCGAAGCGCACAUCAUCGGCUUCUACCAAGCCGUGUCUCCCGACAAGUCCCUCCGCGACGCCUCAACCGACGCGGAGAAGCUGCUCGACGACUUCGGCAUCGAGUCCAUCAUGCGCGAGGACGUGUUCAACAUGGUCGACGCGGCCUCCAAGAAGGACGAGAAGCUCGACCCGGAGUCCGCGCGCCUGCUCGAGAAGAACCAUAAGGCGUACAUACGCAAUGGGCUCGGUGUACCGGCGGGGCCGAAGCGGGACCGCUUCAAGGAGAUCAAGAAAAGGCUGAGCGAGAUCGGGAUUCAGUUUCAGAAGACACUGAACGAGGAGAAUGGCGGGCUAUGGUUCACACUGGAGGAGCUUGACGGACUACCCAAAGACAUUCUCGAUAAUCUGGAGAAGGGUCAAGGGGAGAAUGAGGGCAAGGUUAGAUUGACGUUCAAGUACCCGGAUUACUUCCCAACUAUGAAGUAUGCCAAGCGCGCCGACGUCCGCCAGAAGGUCUUUCUGGAAAACGAGAACAAAUGCAAUAGCAACGUCCCGCUGUUCCGGGAAGCGAUUGUGCUGCGCGAUGAAGCAGCGCGGAUACUUGGGUAUGAGAAUCACGCACAAUUCCGCAUUGAAGACAAAAUGGCGAAGACGCCGAAGACAGUCGAUGACUUCUUGGGUGAUCUCCGAGAGCGAUUGGCCCCUGGCGGUGUCCAAGAAAUCAGCAAGCUACUCAAGCUAAAGGAGGAGGAUCUCAAGAACCGCGGCCAGGAGAAAGAAUUCGACAACCGGUACUACCUGUGGGACCACCGCUUUUACGACCGACUCAUGCUCGAGAAAGACUACUCGCUCGAUCACGAAAAGAUUGCAGAGUACUUCCCACUAGGCACUACAAUCCGCGGCAUGCUCCACAUUUUCGAAGAGCUCUUCGGCCUAGCCUUCGUCGAGAUCACGGGCGAAGACCGCGACAGAAUCUCAGAAACCAAGAAAAGCUCCGACAUCGUCUGGCACGAGGACGUCCAACUCUUCAGCGUGUGGGACGACGAGGGCGAGGGUAGCGGUUUCGUCGGCUAUCUUUACCUCGACCUGCACCCGCGCGAGGGCAAGUACGGGCACGCAGCAAACUUCAACCUUCAGCCGGGCUACAUCAACGAGAAUGGGAAGCGACGCUAUCCCGCCACGGCGCUGGUCUGCAACUUCUCGAAGCCGACGCCCAAGAAGCCGAGUCUGCUGAAGCACGACGAGGUGGUGACACUGUUCCACGAGCUCGGCCACGGCAUCCACGAUCUCGUGUCCAGGACGACAUACUCGCAGUUUCACGGCACCAAUACCGUUCGCGACUUUGUCGAGGCGCCGAGCCAGAUGCUGGAGAACUGGUGCUGGACGCCCUCGCAGCUGAAGGCACUGAGCCACCACUACUCGUACACGUCGCCCGAGUACAAAGCCGCAUACGAGGAGAGCGCCGACUCGAAAGACAAGCCCGAGGAGCGCAUCCCGGACGAGCUGAUCUCGAACCUCAUCAAGGCCAAGCACGUCAACGAUGCGCUGUUCAACCUGCGCCAGCUCCACUUCGGCAUCUUCGACAUGACGGUGCACGAGCCGAAGAGCCACGCCGAUGUCGAGAAGCUCGAUGUCACGGAAACGUAUAACAGGCUGCGCAAGGAGAUCUCGAAACUCGACGGGCCCGAGGUGUUUGGCGACGGCAAGAAUUGGAAGUGGGCAAACGGCGAGGCGACCUUUGGACAUCUGAUUGGUGGGUACGACGCCGGAUAUUACGGUUAUUUAAGCUCCCAGGUCUACUCCGCAGACAUGUUUUACACCGUCUUCAAGGCGGACCCGAUGAACGCGACUGAGGGCCGCAGGUACAGACAUACUGUCCUCGAGCGCGGCGGCAGCCAGGACGAAAUGCAGACGCUGGUUGACUUUUUAGGCCGGAAGCCGAGCACAGAGGCGUUCUAUAAGGAGCUGGGGUUGAGUGGGUAG